UCCCGCUGCUGCUCUUCAGCCCGGGGAGGGUCGGUCUCCCCGAGCCGAGGCGCGGCGGUGCCGGCAGCCCCGGGCGGAGGCCGUGCCCUGAAGGAGGGGGGGGAGAGGCGCAGCCCAUGGCGGCAGCGGCGGCGCGGGGCGUGCGGCGCCUCCUGCCCGCGGGCGCCCGGCGGGAGAGCGGGGAGCUGGCGCGGCUGGCGGGGCCCGUGUUUGUCGCCCAGCUGCUGGGGUUCCUGAUCAGCGUGGUGAGCUCCAUCUUCUGUGGCCACCUGGGGAAAGCAGAGCUGGAUGCUGUGACGCUGGCUGUGUCUGUUAUCAACGUGACGGGCAUCUCCAUUGGGUCUGGUUUAGCCUCAGCAUGCGACACGCUGAUGUCCCAGACGUACGGUGGCAAGAACCUGAAGCAGGUGGGCACCAUCCUGCAGCGGGGGAUCCUCAUCCUGCUGCUAUGCUGCUUCCCUUGCUGGGCUUUCUUCAUCAACACCGAGCGGAUCCUCCUGCUCAUCCAACAGGACCCUGAGGUCUCCAGGUUAACUCAGCUCUACGUGAUGAUCUUUAUUCCAGCGCUUCCAGCCGCGUUUCUGUACCAGCUGCAGACGAGAUAUUUACUAAGCCAGGCGAUCAUUUUGCCUCAAGUGUUGACAGGGAUUGCAGCCAACAUCCUCAACGUGGCCAUGAAUGCCUUCUUUCUAUACGCGCUGAAGCUGGGCAUGGUGGGCUCUGCCUGGGCUAACACCGUUUCUCAGUACAGCCAGGCCAUUCUCCUCUUCCUUUAUGUGUGGUGGAAGAAGAUCCAUGUGGAGACCUGGGGAGGUUGGACCAGGGACUGCCUUCUGGACUGGGGCUCCUUUAUCCGGCUGGCAGUACCCGGCAUGCUCAUGACCUGUAUUGAAUGGUGGACCUUCGAGAUUGGGAGUUUCUUGGCAGGGCUUCUCAGUGUGGUGGAGCUGGGUGCACAGUCUGUCAUCUACGAGCUCUCCUCUGCAGCAUACAUGGUGCCUCUGGGCUUCAGCGUGGCUGCCAGUGUCAGAGUGGGCAAUGCCUUGGGGUCAGGGGAUGCGGUUCAAGCCAAGACCUCCUGCAUCACUGCGCUGCUGUGCACAGAAGUUCUUGCUGUGGUGGUUGCAACGUUACUGGGAACCCUAAAGGACGUGGUAGGAUACAUCUUCACCAAUGACAAGGAGAUCGUUAUCUUGGUGUCCAAAGUGAUGAUCAUCUUUGCUCCGUUCCACUUAUUUGACGCAGCAGCAGCGACCUGUGGUGGUGUGCUGCGGGGCACAGGGGAGCAGAAGAUGGGUGCUAUCGCCAAUGCCAUCGGCUAUUAUGCCAUUGGCUUGCCCAUCGGCAUCUCACUGAUGUUUGCUGCUAAGAUGGGAGUGUUAGGGCUGUGGGUAGGGAUGAUCGUUUGCAUUUCUCUGCAAGCCCUUUCCUUCUCGGCUUUUGUCGUUCGCAUGGAUUGGAAGAAAGCUGCAGAAGAGGCUCAGAUCCGAGCUGGACUGAAAAAACAACUUGAAGAUGUGAACUCCAAUGGCACUACUGCUAACAAAACAUCUGCAGUGGAUUACGUCUCUGGUGAUGCAGACACCAUGGAUACUGUUGUCCUGCCUGAAAGCAUCGUGGAAGGCGAGAGACAACCUGACCACCAGUUCAUUGUGCAGGAGGAGCCUGCUGUUGUUUUUUCUCCGCCUGCUGUGGCGUGGAGGACCCUGAUCAUCCGCCGUGUGCUGGCUGCUGCCACUGCUGUUGCUGUCCUGGUGGUGGGCGUACUGGUCCGGCUCCUGACCGGCAGCGGCUAGAACCAGGGACACUGGGGAGACACGCACAGAGCAGGAGGGCACGCGGUGAUGUCCCAGGAGGAGGAUGGUGAGGGGGAAGGAACUCCCCCACAAUUCCUUGUAGAGAGUCACUUUGCUCAGUUUUUGGUUAACUCACAAUGUUUCAUCCCACACGCAGAGUUCUUAAAAGGGGUGAGGAUGCAGCACCUGGGAAGAAGGUGCUCGAGAGCUGGUUCCUCUCCUGCACUGCACUAGGUUGUCACUUAGGAUAGGUGGGAGCGUACCCUGGGACUGGCCUGAGAAGGAGACGGGGACCUUGUGCCCCUCGCUGUCCUGCUUCCUACUGCCUGGGGACAUUUGCCAGUGUCAUUUGCUAAUGGCCGAGGUGCUUGCUGCCCACAGAGGUGUUUCCUCAAACACCACCACUCGGCACAGCCCAUGUCCUACUGCUGCAGCAGCGCACAAGGCUGAUUUUGUUGGAAGGUGGCUGACUCUUCCGACUGCUGCCGGGGCGUUGGGUGCUGGCCCCUCUCUCCCUGCUGCGUGGCAGGCACAGGGCCUAAAGCAACUCUUCUUUGCACUUUUGUAAAGUGGGAUUUUUGAUACAAUAAAGU
Cuculus canorus (common cuckoo) is the source of this 2389-nucleotide messenger RNA. It is a transcript of the gene SLC47A1, whose product is annotated as solute carrier family 47 member 1. Lineage: Eukaryota; Metazoa; Chordata; Aves; Cuculiformes; Cuculidae. The transcript has 17 exons. Gene Ontology annotation, molecular function: antiporter activity; xenobiotic transmembrane transporter activity. Gene Ontology annotation, cellular component: membrane. The record is from RefSeq and is a predicted model, not a curated record. Gene Ontology annotation, biological process: xenobiotic detoxification by transmembrane export across the plasma membrane. The coding region runs from base 117 to 1796 and encodes 559 amino acids.